This is a messenger RNA of Papilio polytes (common Mormon), 1311 nucleotides long. RefSeq names its product T-complex protein 1 subunit theta (gene CCT8). The record is from RefSeq and is a predicted model, not a curated record. Lineage: Eukaryota; Metazoa; Arthropoda; Insecta; Lepidoptera; Papilionidae. The transcript has 5 exons. Gene Ontology annotation, biological process: protein folding. Gene Ontology annotation, molecular function: ATP-dependent protein folding chaperone; ATP binding. Gene Ontology annotation, cellular component: chaperonin-containing T-complex. The coding region runs from base 1 to 900 and encodes 299 amino acids.
AUGAUCUCAAAUUUUGAAACCAAAGGCACAGUGCUUAUCAAGAGUGCAGAUGAACUCCUGAACUUCAGCCGUGGAGAGGAAUCUCUUCUAGAGAAGCAGAUAAAGGAUAUUGCAGAUGCGGGAAUCAAGGUUGUCGUAGCUGGUGCAAAGUUUGGUGAUAUGGCUCUACAUUUCCUUAACAAAUAUGGUCUGAUGGGUGUAAGACUCAAUUCAAAGUUUGACUUGCGCCGCUUAGCUAAGACGGUUAAUGCUACAGUUCUUCCAAGGUUGACUACUCCAACAGCAGAGGAACAAGGUUACUGUGAUGCUGUUCGAGUAGACGAAGUAGGAGAUACCAGAGUUGUGGCAUUUGUAAUGGAGGCUUCAGAAUCAAGAAUUUCAACUAUUGUAAUUCGAGGUUCUACUGACAAUUACAUGGAUGACAUUGAGAGGGCAAUUGAUGAUGGUGUUAACACCUUCAAAGCUAUUGCUAGGGAUGGAAGAUUUUUACCUGGAGCUGGAGCAACGGAGAUAGAAUUGGCUCAGAAACUCCUGCAAUAUGCAGACACAUUGCCUGGGCUUGAACAAUAUGCUGUAAGGAAGGUGGCGGUGGCACUAGAAAGUAUUCCCAGGGCAUUAGCUGAUAAUUCUGGAGCUAAUGCAACUAGUGUUGUUAACAACUUGUACAAAGCACAUAAGGAUGGAAAACAAACCUAUGGAUAUGACAUUGAGUCGGACAGUGGUGAUGUUUGUGAUGCAAAAGCAAAAGGAGUGUUAGAUGCAUUCCUUCUUAAGAAUUGGGGCAUUAAGUAUGCGGUUGGCGUCGCUACCACCAUUUUGAAAGUCAAUCAAAUUAUAAUGGCAAAGAGAGCUGGGGGACCCAAACCUAAACAACCAGCCGGCAGUGAUGAUGAAUCUUAAAUUUAGUCUCUAAAAGUAUUUCUUCACAAACUGCCACACAUAAAAUGUCACUAAUGGCCGAAUAAUGAAACAAAUCUUUUACAAUUCGCUUCCUAAGCAUUGCUUUACUACCACUGCACCAUUAAAGAUGCUGUUACAUCAUAUUUAAAUAUUGUUUCAGUAUUUGGCUAGAAGUCCUUUGGUGUAGAUUUUGGAAGUCAAACACACUAAGGACUGUUUAAGUAAUUUUUAGAUGGCUCUAAAUGUGGAGUAAGAGCUUUACAUAUUUCCUUUUCUUUAAACACAUUGUUUAACAUAGUUUUAACCUUAUUAUAUGUUAAUUUAAACAGCUUUGCUUUAAUUGAAUUUAAUAUUAUGUUCUAGCUAUCUUUGGUUCAUGUCAUGAGACCUCUAAUAAAUAAUUACAAAAUG